Molecule: messenger RNA, 1770 nt
Organism: Auanema sp. JU1783
Lineage: Eukaryota; Metazoa; Nematoda; Chromadorea; Rhabditida; Rhabditidae
Source: the annotation of a GenBank genome assembly
GCCAAGAAGAAUCAAGAAAUUCUAAAAUAUAGGAAGUUAAUCAAGAAUGCUACAACAGCUAUGUACCAAGUAUCAAGCUGCCUUCCUAUGCUUGAAAAUUAUGCCAAACUCUAUGAGUUGAUGUCAGAAAAGAAAUAUUAUCAAGCUUUGAAAGUAUUGGAAGAAUUAGAUCAUACACACUUGGCUUUAUCAGAGAAAUAUCGAUUUACUCAAACUUUGGCUAAUAGCAUGGGGCCUAUCCGUCAACAAAUUAAGCAGGAAGCUUACUCUGAGUUCAAAGAUUUUUUGGAGCAUAUCAAGAAAGUGGCAGGUCGAGUUGGUCGGCAUGCAAGUCGCGAUAUUGCAAGACAACAUUCAUUCGGUGGAGAGCCGGAAAAAGGCAAACUCGAUCAUAAAACGGAUAGACCAGAGGUGGAAAUUGCUAUAUCGUCAGAUGGAAGUAUAAUCAGGAAACAGGAAAAGCAUUCAAUUAAAAGUAAAUCACCGACGAAAGGAUGGGAUGCUGAAGCUCUUUCCGCACAAGACCUUAUUGAUUAUACUCCUAUACAUAGAUGCUGUCAGAUAUUCACUGUGUUGGGAAACAAGGAAGAGUUUGAACAGUACUUCCGACUACAAAGAAAGGAACAAUGCCAAGUUGUUAUUGAACCACCAACAAAGAUGUCGUCACUGAAAAGCUACGUUGACUAUUUGAAUGAGAUUAUUGGGUUCUUUGUGGUCGAGGAUCAUAUAUCCAUGACAGAAACAUCAUUAGCUGCCAAUUCACAUAAAAAUCAACUUUGGGAUGAAGCUCUGAAAAAAGUUAUAAACACCAUGAACACAAGAUUUGGAGGAUGCCCAGAUGUCGAGAUGAUGUUGAGAAUAAAAAAAGUCAUUCUCCUCUUUGCUUUAACAAUGAAAUCAUAUUCCUUUGUCAUUUCUCCUCUAUAUCUUCUUCUCCAGAACUUCAGAGAUCAAUACAACGAAAUUCUCAUGAGCGAGUAUUGUGCACAGUUUGAAAAAGAACUUGUGUCCGAUAACUAUACUUCAUUGAUUGCUGAGAAUGAGAAAGAAUUCAAUAAUAUUGUGAAAUUGUUCCCGUUGAACAAGCGUUCUCUUGAAAAUAGUUCGUAUCCCCGUUAUUUCCCCUUCUCCAACCUUGUAGUCAAUGUAUAUACUCAAGCGAAAUCAUACUUAGUAGGAUGCAUGCGCUUUAUGGAGCAUCUUCAGUUAACUCAGUCAGAAAUAGAUGACACAGUUCGCAGAUAUGCGAACGUUCUUCUUUCUCGGUGGUCAGGCAGUAUCAAAGACUUUGCUGCUCGCCAAAAAUCUCUUGCCACGCUCAUCCAGUUGACCAUUAAUAUCAGCUACCUCGAAAAGGCUUGCAAAUCUUUGGGAACAUAUGUAACUGCACUAACAACUGGUGCCGAAGAGUGUAUUCGGGAUAAGAUUGACGAAAUACUCGAGCUUGGUAGAUAUGAUUGGGAACUUCCAGCUUCUUCAGGACAAGCUUCCGAUCACAUAACUGAUCUCAUUAAAUUUUUAUCCACCACCUUCAGUACUUUUGCUGUAUUGCCUCAGUCUUUGAGCCGACACGUUUGUAUGCAGACAUGCAAGCAUUUGUCAGAUCGACUUUCUGAUACGGUACUCCAACCAGACGUUCAAGCUGUUUCCCCAGGUGCUCUUGAACAAUUCAGCUUAGAUGUCAUGCAAUGUGAAAUGUUCACAAUGCAAGCUCCCGUUGAAGGUUUUGAAAAGAACGCUUUAGCUAUGACGUUUGUACAUUUGCGGUAA